CAGCCGCAUCAUGCAGCAGCCGCCGGCUCCAGCGGCCGCCCUCCUGCUGGUCCUGCUGGCCACAGCCUCCUCGCAGACUCUGCUCCACAGAACCCGAGAGGAGGCUUCCCAGUUCCUUCGCCAGAGGCACCGCCGAGCCUUCCAGGUCUUCGAAGAGGCCAAGCAAGGUCACCUGGAACGGGAAUGUGUGGAAGAGCAUUGCAGCAAGGAAGAAGCCCGGGAGGUGUUCGAGAACGACCCUGAGACGGACUAUUUUUACCCGAAAUACUUGGCAUGUAUUAAAACGUAUGGCUCAAGAAGUCCAGAUUUCCAUACAUGUGUGCAUAAUCUGCCAGAUCAGUGUUCACCUAACCCAUGUAGUAAAGAAGGUACUAAAUCAUGUGAAGAUAAGAAGGGUGGAUUCUUUUGCCAUUGCAAAGAAGGGUGGCAAGGAGAAAGAUGUGAACAAGAUAUUGAUGAGUGUCUUAAGAGGAAUGGUGGCUGCAUGCAGAUCUGUUUCAACAAGCAAGGCAGCUAUCGCUGUUCUUGUUAUAGUGGCUACGCUCUUCAGAAAGACAACAAAACGUGUGAAGAUAUUGAUGAAUGCACAGUAUUGCCAGGCAUCUGUGGAGAAGCUCAGUGUAAAAAUUUAAUAAGUUCUUAUUCAUGCUUCUGUGAUGAAGGCUACAAAUUUGAUGAUGUAAGAAAGCAUUGCCAAGAUGUGGAUGAAUGUGCACAUAACUUUUGUGAGCAAACUUGUGUCAAUUCACCAGGAAGUUACACCUGCCACUGUAACGGAAGAGGAGGAGUUAAGCUUUCCAGUGACAUGAAUACCUGUGAGGAUAUUUUGCCUUGUGUAUCUUUUGCUGCUGAAAAAAGCAUUAAGACACUCUACCUUGGAAGAAUGUUUAGUGGCACACCUAUUAUCAAACUACGUUUUAGAAGGAAACAACAUACGAGAUUUGUGGCUGAGUUCGACUUUAGAACCUUUGAUCCCGAAGGCGUCAUUUUCUUUGCUGGAGGCCAUAAAGACAGUACGUGGAUAGUUUUGGCUUUGCGUAAAGGCCGGUUAGAACUGCAGCUGAAGUACAAUGGUGUAGGCCGUGUAACCAGCAGUGGGCCAAUUAUCAACCAUGGAAUGUGGCAGACGAUAUCUGUUGAAGAACUAGAGAGAAGUUUGGUUAUAAAAGUCAAUAAGGAUGCAGUUAUGAAGAUUGCUGCCUCGGGAGAUCUGUUUACUCUGGACAAAGGACUGUAUCAGCUACACCUAACAGUGGGAGGCAUUCCUUUUAACGCCAACCAUCUUGUACAACCAAUUAACCCUCGAAUAGAUGGCUGCAUGCGGGCCUGGAGCUGGCUGAAUGGUGACGAUCCAGCUAUCCAAGCAACAGUGAGAUUGAAUAAUAAGAUGCAGUGCUUCAGUGUAGCAGGAAGAGGCUCUUUCUACCCUGGCAAUGGUUAUGCUGUCUUUAAUCUCAGUUACACACAACCUCAUGGCAAUAAUGAAACCAGGAAGAAAUGGGAAGUAAAAAUAAACCUUCUAAUGCGUCCAGCUACAGAUACCGGGGUGCUCUUUGCCCUAGUGAACAAUGAAGCAACAGUCCCUUUGUCAGUUGCUCUUAUUGAUUAUCAUUCUACAAAAAAACUUAAACAACAGUUCAUUGUUCUGGCAGUGGAGAACACAGUGGUAUGCAGACUGGUGGUAAAUAUUUGUGAUGAGCAGGAGCACUUGGUCGAUAUUGCGAUCAGCCGCAGCCAGAUAUUGCUCACCGUGGAUGGGACUGCUGGACAGAGUGAGCUAAGCAAUUCCCAACUAGAAGAGAACCUGACCAUCUUGGACGAUUAUUUGCAGUCAUCUGUAAAGACCUACGUGGGAGGAUUACCAGAUGUUCCUGUCACUUCAACUCCAGUCACCGCUUUCUACCAUGGUUGCAUGACGGUGAAAGUUAAUCAGCAAACCCUGGAUCUGGAUGAGGCUCUUGACAAGUCCAAUGAUAUCACAUCUCAUUCUUGUCCUCCAGUAGAGACUGCUCACUAGACACAAUUG
Molecule: messenger RNA, 2026 nt
Organism: Euleptes europaea (tarantolino)
Lineage: Eukaryota; Metazoa; Chordata; Lepidosauria; Squamata; Sphaerodactylidae
Gene: GAS6
Product: growth arrest specific 6
Exons: 15
Coding region: 11-2017 (668 amino acids)
Cellular component (GO): extracellular region
Molecular function (GO): calcium ion binding
Source: RefSeq, a predicted model, not a curated record